AUGAUGAAUGAAUGGCGACGUAAGCUAGAGACCGUCAAGGUGGAUCAUUACGAUGGGCAAGCUAUUUACAGUAGUAAUGAAUUGAUCUAUGAGCUUGGAGGAUAUCUAGGAGGUGGUGCAGCUGGCGUAGUGUACGAAGCUUUUUCUACACGGACAAAACAGUAUGUGGCUAUCAAGAUACUGAAUCCUGUUGGUUACAAGUUGUUUCCUAGUACACUAUUGGCACGAUGUAUUGUUGCCGUGAAGGGCAAACCUUUGAUGACGCUGCCUUCUGAUGAGACAGAUGUGAAUGUGAGAAUGGAUCGACGAGCUCAUGGUUCAGGGCUUCAGCGAUCAAACUUUCACAUGCUGAAACCGACAACAGAACGGAUAUGUGUUGAGAAUGUGUGGUGGUUGAUUCAUCCGACGUCAAAACAGGCUAUUGCGGCAUUUGAAGAUCCAUAUACAGGGCAUGUUCGAGAACUGACACUGCCUCAGUGCAUUCAAGUGUGGGGUGAACAGAUGAGUCAAAGCGAAAGCAAUAUGGACGGACAAGAAACACAUUUUGCUGAAUUGUACCAGGAAGUACAAGUGAUGAAUCAAAUGAUUAAGAUUCCUCGCAUCCCGAAGAAGUUCAUUAAGUUUGCACACACUCGGCGAUCGAUUCAUCGUGAGAUAUCGAAUAUGGCGGGACUGGAAUACCAUGAAAAUGUCUUACGUCUAGACGAAGCGCUGGAACUCGUACAAGAUAGCAAAUGUACUACAUUUUUGGUGCUUGAGUUGGCUGGAGGUGGUGAGUUAUUUGACCGUAUUAAGCUAGAUUGUGGUACCGAUGAAGAAAGUGCGCGUUUAUACUUUCGCCAGCUUAUUUCUGGUGUGGCGUUUUGCCAUAACUCAGGCAUUUGUCACCGCGACCUCAAGCCCGAGAAUUUGCUUCUUGCUGACAACGAGGAGCAUUCCACGCUAAAGAUUGCAGACUUUGGGCUAUCUGCAAUAUUCUCCUUUACCGAUAAUGACGCGAACGAUGGUCCCAACGGAAACGGAGUUGAUCAGCCCGCUAUCCGUAGGUUGCGCUCGGUCGUUGGGUCUCCUCACUACGUAGCACCUGAAGUUCUUAUGGACACUGGCCAAGGGUACGAUGGCGCAAAGGCCGAUGCUUGGUCUAUUGGUGUCAUUUUGUAUGCAAUGAUUGCGGGUAAUUUGCCAUUUGGAAAGGAUUUACUGAAGUGUGUUCGCUACGACCGUUUUCGCAAGUGGUCAUACAAUACGAAAUAUAGUGAUGACGACCCUGCAAACGAAGUUGAGUUUCCGGCUUGGUUUUUCCCACCACAUUUCACGUUGGAGCUGAAAUCUCUGAUCGCGCAACUAUUAUAUCCGGAUGCAUGCAUGCGCUUAUCGGUGGAGGAAGCACAGCAUCAUGUGUGGGUGCGCGGUGAGAAGCUAAAAAUGUCAAGCCGCUAUAUGCUGGACAAUGACCAGCCGCCGAGCAAUUGUCCGCCUCUCAUUACACCCGAGUUACCAUCACCAUUAUCUCACUCAUCUUACAAGAGUUGCAUGAACGUGGCGAUCAACGCCCUGCAGGACGGCAUUGAAUUGGGCCAGCACAUGCAUCCGAGUCAACUAGGUUCUGUGUCACCGCAAGCUAUUAUUAGAUUGCUUGCCAAAUCUCCCAACGCUCACAGUCAUACGUAUCGAUGUCCGUCAUCACCGCAGCAAAGCCUUCAUGUAAACAAGCAUCUUGCAGGUGUAGUCGGAUACAUGCCGCCAGUGGACGAGACCUCGUCUAUGUCUGGCCAAACGCCUUUGAGUUCUCCCCGUGACUCCAAGAAGAAUGGCAAUUUUGAAAUGGAGCUUGAGGACAAUAGUUCGAUGACGUCAUUGACAACAGAGCUAGAUGUGUGCAGUAUUUCUAGAGACAAGGUGCUUUCUAAGCCGGAGACGCUUGUUCGUGAAGCUACCAUGAGCACCGCUACCGAGAGUGUGGCUACAAGAGAAGUUGGCAAUAAUGCGGCAAGCAACAAUCUGAUUGGAUCUGCUCAUUUGACAAUGCAGCAAGCGACUUCGCAGCGACAUCAGCACUGUUUCGUGGACCUUACAAACGGAGAUGUCGGAACCAAUGCUAGUGUCUUCGAUGGGAUCAAUAUCCUCGGUCGCUCCCCUCCACUUGUUCCACACUCAGUUGUGACCAUUGAUGAUAAGUCUAGUGUGUCAAUCGACCGCACUUCGACAGAAUCACUUGAAAGUGCAGUAAACUUGGGGCCAGAUGCUAUGAGCAACUUGACUGAUGUUGAACAGGAGAAUCUGGAAACGAUGUGUUUGGCCCCUCCUCCAUCGUACAGUGAUGUCGUACCUCGCUCCACACGGUUUCUCACAGCUCUACCGGCGCGAUUGGUGCUUUCUAACGUCGAGAACGCUUUGAAGGCCCAUCCAUGUCCGCUCCCGUACAAUUGUCCCAAAGUUCCGCAGCACGUGACUUUGGACUGGACCAAAUACCAACUUGAAGUGCGGUAUGCUGGUCUUUUGGCUUGCACUGUGCAGGUGUUCCUCUUCCAGCGUGGUGUGUAUCUUGUUGAGUUCCGACGUAGCCACGUCGACACGUUUCGAUUCAAGCGCUUUUACGAAAAGAUCCGUGCACAGAUUUCUGAAGGCGUGGGUGGAGGUCCUGAACAACCUUCACUAGCAUUUCGCAAGCGCAACAAUUCCAUGUCUGGAACGUGUUGA
Peronospora belbahrii is the source of this 2700-nucleotide messenger RNA. The record is from the annotation of a GenBank genome assembly. Lineage: Eukaryota; Oomycota; Peronosporomycetes; Peronosporales; Peronosporaceae.